GCUGCUGUUACGUCAUAAAGGUUGCGCCUCGCUUCAGCGUGUGAAGAAAGAGUGUCCAAACAGGCAGAAACUACCAGACUGAAAUCUACUAUAUUAUAAAGAGGAUGUUGGUUAAAAAGGAGAGCGAAGACAUACAGAUUGACGAAGCAUUUAGAGUGCAACAUGAAGCGGCUGAAGAACAAACAGACCUAAUGGCACUGAAAGAGGAGAGGGAAGUACUCCAUGAAAUUGACGUAAAAGAUCAAAAUGAGGAUCUUCUUGAUUUCACAACUGGAGAAAAAUCUUUUUGUUUUUCACAGACUGAAAGGUCCUCCACUCGAAAAACAGCUCAAACAAGAGGUAAAAAAGGUGAUUUUACGUGUUUUAAGUUUGGACAGAGUUUCAAUCAAAAAGUAAAACCUCAAGUCCAUUUGAGAACUGGAAAGAGGCAUUUCGCUUGCCAACAAUGUGGUAUAAGAUUCACUCUAAAAGGAAGCUGGAACAGGCACAUGAGAAUUCACACGGGAGAAAAGCCUUUCACCUGUCAACGAUGUGGAGAGAGUUUUGCUCUGCAUAGAAAUCUUAAGGUCCACAUGAGAAUUCACAAUGGAGAAAAGCCUUACACAUGCAUUCAGUGUGGAAAGAGUUUCAAUAAAGAGGGAAACCUUAAAGUCCACAUGAGAAUUCACACUGGGGAGAAGCCUUAUUCAUGCCUUCACUGUGGAAAGAGUUUCAGUAAUCAAGGAAACCUUAGUGUCCACAUGAGAAUUCAUACAGGCGAAAAGCCUUUCACAUGCCCUCAGUGUGGAAAGAGUUUCACUCAAAAAGUACGUUUUGAAGCACACAUAAGAAUUCACACUGGAGAGAAGCCUUUCACCUGCCAACAGUGUGGAAAGAGUUUCAAUCAACAUCGAACCUUGAAAGACCACAUGAGAAUUCACACUGGAGAGAAGCCGUUCACCUGUCAACAGUGUGGAAAGAGUUUCACUCAAAAGGGAACCUUUAACAGGCAUAGGAGAGUUCACACCGGAGAAAAGCCUUACACUUGCCAGCAAUGUGGAAAGAGUUUCAGUCAACGUCGAACCAUAAAAAGCCACAUGAGAAUUCACACUGGAGAGAAGCCUUUCACCUGCCAACAGUGUGGAAAGAGUUUCUGUCAACGUCGAUCCUUAGAAAACCACAUGAGAAUCCACACCGGAGAAAAGCCUUUCACCUGCCAACUGUGUGGAAAAAAAUUCUAUCAACAUCGAUACUUAAAAGAACACAUGAUAGUACACACUGGAGAAAGGCCUUUCUCUUGCCAACAGUGUGGAAAGAGUUUCUAUCAACAUCGAAUCUUAAAAAACCACAUGAGAGUUCACACUGUAGAGAGUCCUUUAACCUACCAACAGUGUGAAAAGAGUUUUGAUCAACGGCAAAACUUAAAAAAACACACGAGAGUUCCCACUGAAGAGAAGACUUUCCCCUGCCAACAGUGUGGAAGAAGUUUCAACAGAAAAGGAAACCUUAAUGUCCACAUGAGAAUUCAUACUGGUGAAAAGCCUUAUACAUGCCCUCAGUGUGAAAAGUGUUUCACUCAAAAAGUUUGCUUUGAAGCACACAUAAGAAUACACACUGGAGAGAAGCCUUUCAGCUGCCAAAUGUGUGGAGAGAGUUUCAAUCAGCAUCGAACUUUAAAAGACCACAUGAAGGUUCAUACUGGAGAAAAGCCGUUCACAUGCCCACAGUGUGGAAAGAGUUUCACUCAAAAAGGAACCUUUAACAGGCAUAAGAGGGUUCACACCGGAGAAAAGCCUUACACCUGCCAACAGUGUGGAAAGAGUUUCAGUCAACGUCGAACCAUCAAAGACCACAUGAAAAUUCACACCGGAGAGAAGUCUUUUACCUGCUAAUAGUAUGGAAAAUGUUUCAAUCAACAUCGAGCCUUGAAAGACCACAUGAGAAUUCACACUGGAGAGAAGCCAUUCACCUGCCAACAGUGUGGAAAGAGUUUCACUCAAAAGGGAACCUUUAACAGGCAUAGGAGAAGUUCACACAGGAGAAAAGCCUUACACUUGCCAACACUUUGGAAAGAGUUUUCGUCAACGUCAAACCCCCCCCCCCC
Molecule: messenger RNA, 2083 nt
Organism: Carassius gibelio (silver crucian carp)
Lineage: Eukaryota; Metazoa; Chordata; Actinopteri; Cypriniformes; Cyprinidae
Product: gastrula zinc finger protein XlCGF26.1-like
Exons: 3
Coding region: 105-1871 (588 amino acids)
Biological process (GO): regulation of transcription by RNA polymerase II
Cellular component (GO): nucleus
Molecular function (GO): DNA-binding transcription factor activity, RNA polymerase II-specific; RNA polymerase II transcription regulatory region sequence-specific DNA binding
Source: RefSeq, a predicted model, not a curated record